Pseudomyrmex gracilis is the source of this 2939-nucleotide messenger RNA. RefSeq names its product glucose dehydrogenase [FAD, quinone]-like. Gene Ontology annotation, molecular function: oxidoreductase activity, acting on CH-OH group of donors; flavin adenine dinucleotide binding. The transcript has 2 exons. The coding region runs from base 967 to 2853 and encodes 628 amino acids. The record is from RefSeq and is a predicted model, not a curated record. Lineage: Eukaryota; Metazoa; Arthropoda; Insecta; Hymenoptera; Formicidae.
UAAAAAAAAUUUAGAGUUAAUGCGACUCACUAUACAAGAUAUAUAUAAACUUUUUUAAAAAUUUAUUAAAACAUCAACAAUCAUAUUUCAAUCCUUAUAUUGGAUCUUCUUCGAUGAUAAACAGAGUAAAAGAGUAAAAAAUAGCAGUAUACCGUAAAUGAAGAAAAAUUUAGCUGAAACAAAACUCAUAUUGCACUUAGUCACAAACUAAACCACAUUUCACAAAGAAAAACUUCUCGCAGUAUACUAAUUAAUAUUAAAUAAUAAUUUAUAUAUAAUAGUAAUUUUAAUUAACGUCUGUAUGUUGGUAAAUUUUAUGUACCUUAGAUUUUUAUCGAAAAAUCCAAUCUUAGGAUCAAAACGUCUGAAUUUAGAGCUUUUUAUAUUUUUUAUAUUUAUUCCACAACAAACAUCCAGCAUAAGGCUCUCAUGACUGUUUUGUUGAAAUUUUAAGUUUUAUAAUUUUAACUCUUAAUGUCUUAUAGUUAUUCUGAUAAUCAAUGUCAACGUAAGUAGUUGAUUUUUAUAACAUUCUAUUGACUAAUUAUCGUUUAUAUAAAUCUUUUUUUUGUAAGUAAUGUGAUCUAUCCUUAUUAUGUUGUUCUUCACUAAUAUCAAGUUAAUCAAUGCUUUUUUAUUUUUUCUUAGAUCGUAAAAAACUUAUUAUUUAAGUAGUACUUAUGUAAAUAUUAGUAGCUUAUGUAAGUAUUAGUAGUAAUUAUUUAAGUAGUACUUUAAUUUUUUUCGUAAUUAUGGAAAUAAAUUGCUGCUGCCGCGAUUAUAUUUUUUUGUAUCUCUUGUUUUCUGCAACUAAGAAUAUACACGUUACUAAGUAACGUGUAUAAUACGUAUAACUAACAUUUAUAAUGCACUACAUGUGCGAUCAAGUAUGUAUAUAUAUACGAGAAAACACGCGAUAUGUUAUUAAGUCACCCCACUUGAAUCGUUAAAGACGUGCUGCGCAAAAUGCUGAACGCGAACUUCUUUUUCUUUCUCAUUCUCAGUAUUGUCGCCGUGAUAAUUCCUACUCGAUCGAAUGAAAUAGAAAAUGUGAUAAAAGUGAUUGGAGGAGUUUUAAAGUUUUUAGAUGAAGGUCAAGAUUUUCUAAACAAAGAAAUACCGGACAUGACUCCGCAACACAAAGAAGUUUACGACUUUGUAAUAGUUGGUGCUGGCACAGCCGGUGCUACGAUAGCUGCAAGAUUAAGCGAGACUCAUCAAACAAAGGUGUUACUGAUCGAAGCUGGAUAUAAUGAAAACUAUCUUAUGGAUGUUCCAAUAAUGGUUCAUUACCUGCAACUAAGUAGCGACAUCAAUUGGAAGUAUUACACAAAACCAUCGAACAAAUACUGUCUCGGUAUGAAUAAUAACCAGUGUCAUUUUCCAAGAGGCAAAGUAAUGGGCGGUAGCAGCGUGCUAAACUAUAUGAUUGCUACUAGAGGCGACGCCGAAGAUUACAAUCGUUGGGCUGAGAUGGGGAACGAAGGCUGGGCUUACAAGGACAUUUUAAAAUAUUUUAAAAAACUAGAAACAAUAGACAUUCCAGAGCUGCGAUCGGAUACUACCUAUCGCGGAACUAAAGGACCAGUGCAUGUCUCUUACGCACGAUUUCACACGUUAGUGGCAGAACAUUUCCUAAAAGCUGGCCAAGAACUAGGAUAUCCCUUAGUGGAUUAUAACGCAGAAACUACAAUAGGAUUUUCGUACUUGCAAAACACCCUUCUCAAUGGCUCUCGCAUCAGUAGUAACAGAGCUUAUUUACAUCCUAUACGUGAUCGUAAAAAUCUUUAUGUGACUCGUAGAAGUAUAGUAAAUAAAGUGCUAAUUGAUCGCAAUACAAAUCGAGCAAUCGGCGUACAAUUGACUAAAAAUCAACAAACUAUUUCUGUGUUUGCGAGAAAAGAAGUUAUCUUAUGCGCGGGUGCCAUCGCAUCGCCUCAGUUGCUGAUGCUAUCCGGUAUCGGACCGAGCAAACAUCUCACCGAUCUUGGAAUAGACGUUAUCCGAGAUGCUCCAGUCGGAGAUAAUUUAAUGGAUCACGUAUACUACGGCGGACUGACGUGGAAAAUAAAUCAACCGUUAAGUAUACGAACACAAGACAUGAUAAAUAUCUUCCAUAAUUCGUACGCUGCGGAUUACUUGCUAACACAUUCAGGACCAUUUACGAUUCCGGGCGCAUGUGAAGCUGUCGCUUUUGUCAAUACCAAACAACCAGAAAAACGUAGUGGUUUACCGGAUAUAGAACUAUUAUUUGUAGGAGGUGUAAUUAAGGCUGAGUCUGUGAUUAAAGACGUAAUUAACAUAAAUUCUCAAGUACGUCAGAUGUGGAACAAGUACAAAAAUGAUUUUGGCUGGUCUAUACUGCCGACAUUACUGAAACCAAAGAGUCGCGGUCGAAUAAGAUUAGUGGCUAAUGAUGUUAAUGUUAAACCAGAAAUCAUUCCAAAUUACUAUAACAAUCCGGAAGAUGUCAGAACAAUGAUUAAUGGCAUUAAGUUCGCGAUUAAUGUUAGUAAUACCAAAACGAUGCAAAAGUUCAAUCCGCAACUAUCAUAUGAUAUUUGUAACAACUACACAUAUAACUCGUAUGCUUAUUGGGAAUGUGCAAUAAGAACGUUGUCUUUCACAAUCUAUCACUAUUCCGGUACUUGCAAAAUGGGGCCGAGAGAAGAUCUCACUGCUGUUGUUGAUCCCAAAUUAAAAGUAAUUGGGGUUGAAGGAUUGAGAGUAGCUGACGCAUCUAUUAUGCCGGAAAUUAUAUCGGGGCACACAAAUUUACCAGUUUAUAUGAUUGCCGAGAAAGUAGCAGACAUGAUCAAAGAAGAAUGGAGUCAUGAAUCGAACUAUAUAUAAAUAAAUAAUAUUCUAUUUUUUAUUAGUGACUUAUCGACGUUCAAACAUUGUAUAAAAGCUAUGGCAGAAUCAAUAGAAAAUAAUAU